CGCCGGAGGCUGGUAGCCUCGCCCGCGCGCCACUGGAGGCGACGCGAUUGGCUCGAAGCCGAACCCGCCGCACCGUUUUGUAUUCCCCCGCGGCGGCGCGACCGACAUCCCCGUCCCGAGCGGAACCCAGCCGCUCACGGUGUCACGGGCGGCACGUCCCCCGCCCGCCGCCGCGCGAUAAAGCAACCCACGGGAGGUGAUCCUGGGCAGGGAAAGGAGGGGAGCCGUGGCGGAGCAGGAGGCCGGGAGCAGGAGGCGGCGGGAGGUGGAAGCGCCGGUCGUGGCAGGGAGCUCCAAGGCGGAGAGUGGGGCGGCGGCGGGGGCGUCGUGCAGGAGGGGGACGUGGUGGAGGCCGUCCGCGUUGGGCGCGGCUCCGUGGGGCUGCACAAGGCGCCGCAUGCAGCGUUCAAUCGCGGCGACACCUCCGUGGAGGUGCGCGUGCGGGGCGGCCGGGAGCUGAAGGCCUGCAUCGUGCCGCACCAUGGCAACCCCGGCGGCGGCGGAGGGGGGCAGGAAGCAGUACGUGCUGCGGUCGCUGCACGACCCCUACUACGUGUUCGGAUCCGUCGACCGCCUUGAUAGCGAGUACCUCGUCCUGCAAGAAAACUCGAGGUCUACGGUGAGGUCGAGUGUGGAGAGGGAGAGGCCGCAGAGAGGCGAUCAGCGGAUCAGGCGACAAGGACUCAGGCCGUGGCCGGGCCAUCAUUCUCGUCUUUCAUCCCAGGCUUCGUCACAGUACAGGAAGGCGUCUGGCGUUACUCGGCCAGGAUUCCUCGCGUCGAUGGCGUCGGUGCCGACCGCUACCCCGGUCCCGGAGCCCGGACCACGGCGACCGAAGUUAUGGCUCUGGUCCAAGGGCUGCUGGCAAUGGCAAUGCCUGCACACAGCAAGUGAUCCAUUCCUUUUGGGGAAGCAAGAGGCGGCAAGAAUAUAAUAUAAUUUUGUUUAGGAAUAAAGAAUCGGACUCAGGUUUUGAUGCCUAGUCCAACUUUGGGAAUUAUAUGCUCCUAACUACCUUCGGUCCAGAAAACAUAAGGAUUCAGAUCUAGCAGCAUUUAAUUCUUCCAAAUGCCUGAUGAACAUUGUCUCAUCUUGGGAAAUUCGCAUUAGAGGUACCCAAUCAAGCAGAGUUAUCAAAGGAACAUAGCCAGGAAUUAUUAUGGAGUUUCAGUGUCAAUUGAGAUGCAGGUAUGAGUUAUAUUUGGUUCCUAACUAAAGACUGACAAAAUUCAGCCACAUUUUAUUAAGAACAAAGUUUAAGUGCGGCAACCAGAUUUGAUGCCAUUAGAGCCAAUAUGAGAUUUUCUUUUGAGUGCAAUUCCACUGAUUUACUAUCUUGAUAGUUGAUACCAAAAUGGAGAAUGGUUCUAUGCCAGAUGGUUCUAAUUAUAACGUUAGAUUGCAAGAUGCUUCUAAUAAUGCCGAUGCCAGAUGGUUCUAGUUAUCACCUAGAUUGCAAGGAUGUAAGAUGCUUCUAACAAUGCCGAUGCCAGAUGGUUCUAAGUAUCACCUUAGAUUAAACAUAGGCAUAAAUAGUUGGGACAAAUGGUUUUAGGUGAUGAUAGGUGUUAUAAUCUGGACUCGCAUGGCCAAGGGAACAACUUUAUUCUUCAGUAGUAUGUACUUGUACAACUUAUUUAUUACAGCUGCUA
Messenger RNA from Panicum hallii, 1652 nucleotides. RefSeq lists its product as uncharacterized. Lineage: Eukaryota; Viridiplantae; Streptophyta; Magnoliopsida; Poales; Poaceae. Bases 482 to 934 code for a protein of 150 amino acids. The transcript is spliced from 4 exons. The record is from RefSeq and is a predicted model, not a curated record.